GGGUUGUGUUGAGGAGAUCUCCAGGGACUUCAGGAUCACUCCAGGGUUCUUUUGAGGAGAUCCCUGUGGGCUGAAGGAACUUUGGGAUCACUCCAGGGUUGUUUUGAGAUCUCCAGGGACUUUGGGAUUACUCCAGGGUUGUUUUGAGGAGAUUUCAGGGAUUGAAGGACUUUGGGAUCACUCCAGGGUUGUUUUGAGAAGAUCCCUGUGGGCUGAAGGAACUUUGGGAUCACUCCAGGGUUGUUUUGAGCAGAUCCCUGUAGGGUGAAUGAAUUUGCUUCCACCUCAUCUCUAUUUCCCGGCGUCUCUCCGUGAUCCCGGCCCCUGAUCCCGUUUUUCCCCCUCCGGCAGCGCGUGUUCCCCUACAUCUCGGCCAUGGUCAACAACGGCUCACUGACCUACGACCACGACCGCGACGGGCGGCCCACGGAGCUGGGCGGCUGCACGGCCAUGGUGCGCAACCUCAACCACGACACCUUCCUGGUCAUCCGCUACGUCAAGAGGAGGCUGACGGUUCUGAUCGACAUCGACGGCAAACACGAGUGGCGGGAUUGCAUCGACGUUCCGGGCGUGCGCCUGCCCCGCGGUUACUACUUCGGGACAUCGUCCGUCACCGGGGACCUCUCAGACAACCACGACAUCAUCUCUCUGAAGCUGUACCAGCUGACGGUGGAGCGGACGCCGGAGGAGGAGAAGCGGGAUCGGGAAGUUUUCCUGCCCGUGGUGGAUAACCUGAGGCUGCCGGGGAUGGAGGCGCCGCUGGAGCCCAUGAGCGGCCUGGCCCUGUUCCUCAUCGUCUUCUUCUCGCUGGUGGCCCUCGUCUUCGCCAUCGUCAUCGGCAUCAUCGUCUACAACAAGUGGCAGGAGCAGAGCCGCAAACACUUCUACUGAAGGCCGGGAUUCCGGCGGAGCCCCCGGGAUUCCGGCGGGGAGAGACUUUCCCGGUGUUUUUUUCCCGGGAACGGGCCGGGGUUUUUUGUUUGGAGUUUUCCCGGCGGGACGAGCCGCGGGAGCCGCUCGGCGCCGCCCCCGUUCCCCCCCAGCAUGUGGCUGCUGCUCCUCCUGCAUGUGGCGGCUCCCGGAUUCCCGGGGGAUUCCCGGGGGAUUCCCGGGGGAUUCCCGGGAAAAUCCUGAG
Molecule: messenger RNA, 1135 nt
Organism: Cyanistes caeruleus (blue tit)
Lineage: Eukaryota; Metazoa; Chordata; Aves; Passeriformes; Paridae
Source: RefSeq, a predicted model, not a curated record